GUGGAAAUCUGUAGAACUGUAGGAAAAACUAUCUGUUUUUGUACCCCCCCCCCCUCUCUCUGUGUGCAUGGAUGUGGGGUGUGAGAGGAUUCUGUCCCUCCCAUGCCAUGGCAUAUAAGUCUCACAGAGUUCACCAACAAUGCACUCUGCCUUCCAUACUGGAUACAUAUCUGUCUCCUGAUCUUAAAAACAAGAGACACAAUGAAGCAAAGCCAUUCACUCAGAAGACUUUCAGCUCCAUCAGCAAGAAGGAGGCCUCCACCUUUCAAAUGCUCAUUGGCCUGGACCCAGAUCCUGAUGAGCUAGUACAGAUGAAACACAAAGCGCUUCAGGAUCAGCACCACCUAGAGGUGUACUGGGGUAUGUACCGUCUGAGAGAUGAACUGGCCCACCGCUACGCCACACUGCUGAGAGAGAAGGUGCAGCGGCAGAGACAGGAGAUCAGACAGCGCGAGGAACACCUCAUCCAAACUCAACGCAGCCGGAUAAAAAAAAAAAAGAAGAAGAGUCCAGAGGGCCAGAAACUCAGCCGCCUCACAGUUUCUCACAACGAAGUACAUUUCAGAGAUUUCCCUAAAACCUCUUAUUAUCUGAUCCUGGAAGUGCAGAGCCUGCUGGUCCAGCACGGCUAUCUGAAGACCCAUCAGGAGCGGGAGCUGUUCAACCAAUGGGUGGACCAGCACCGUAGAGGCAGCAAGCUGAGAGAGAAGCUCAACCAGAUGGUGAUUUGCAGCAAGUCAGCUCCAAAUCUAGGGUUUGAGAGUCUCAUGAAACGACAAUUUCUGCUGCCCAAGAUUCACAUCUCAAGUCAUGACAGAGACCCUCAGGAAGACACGGCCGUGGGGAGGCAGGGGAUGCUGGGGGAGAGCGGAGGCAGUACCCCCGACCCGGGAGGCAAACAGGCACAGGAGCGGGACGGAGCUAAACAAAUGUUUCCCAAGGGGCUGAAGAGCACCAGCCAGGUGUUCAGAGUGACACGUCCGGUGUGGGAGGUGACACUGUGCCUCUGGGACCGUGACUGUGAGGCCACCCAGCUUCGACACUAUCAGUAG
This is a messenger RNA of Alosa sapidissima (American shad), 1052 nucleotides long. RefSeq lists its product as uncharacterized. The transcript has 9 exons. The record is from RefSeq and is a predicted model, not a curated record. Bases 72 to 1052 code for a protein of 326 amino acids. NCBI's taxonomy places the organism in Eukaryota, Metazoa, Chordata, Actinopteri, Clupeiformes, Clupeidae.